GGGGCUCCAUUCGCUCGCGCCCGGGCCGCGGAGGAGAAUGUGAGAAACGGGGGAAAAUGCCCAGGAGGAAGCAGGAGCAGCCCAAGCGCCUUCCCUCACAUGUUAGUAGGCAGGACGAGGCGGAGGGCGAACUCAGCGAGGGAGAGCCGUGGUAUGGGAACUCCUCGGAGACCCCCUCGGAGGCGUCCUAUGGAGAAGUCCAGGAGAACUACAAGCUGUCGCUGGAGGACCGCAUCCACGAGCAGUCCACGUCCCCCGACACCUCCCUGGGGAGCGCCACCCCCAGCAGCCACACCCUGGAGCUGGUGGCGCUGGACGGUGAGGUUCUGCGCGACUCCCUGCAGUGUCAGGGCCACCUGUCACCCAGCGUGUCCUCCCUGUGCGACGACGACCCCCCGGGCUCCGCCAAGCCCCUGAGCAGUAACCUGCGACGGCUGCUGGAGGCCGGCUCCCUCAAACUCGACGCCGCGGCCACCCCGGCCAACGGCAGGGCUGAGUCCCCGGUGGCCGUCGGCGCGAACCUCUCCUUUUCCCCACCGUCCCACCAUGCCCAGCAGCUCAGCGUCCUGGCCAGGAAGCUGGCCGAGAAGCAGGACCCGAACGACCAAUACACUCCAAGUAACCGUUUUAUCUGGAAUCAAGGUAAGUGGUUGCCUAACUCAACCACCACCUGCGGCUUGUCCCCGGAUUCUGCCAUCCUCAAACUGAAGGCCGCAGCCAAUGCCGUUCUGCAGGACAAGUCUCUCGCCAGGACGGAGGAGACCAUGCGAUUUGAGCCCUUUUCCUCCCCUUUUAGCGCCCAGUCCGCCAGUUCCACGCUGGCGGCUCUGUCCAAGAAAGUCAGUGAGAGAAGCUUGACGCCCGGGCAGGAGCAUCUUCCUCCGGCCAGCUCCUUCCUCUCCCUGGCGUCCAUGACCUCCUCGGCGGCCCUUCUCAAAGAGGUGGCAGCCAGGGCGGCAGGCAGUCUGCUGGCCGAGAAGUCGUCCCUGGUGCCCGAGGACGCCCUGCCGCCACCGCCUUCGGAGAAGAAGCCGGAGAAAGUCAGCCCGCCACCGCCGCCGCCGCCCCCACCGCCGCAGUCCCUGGAGUUACUGCUACUCCCCGUCCCCAAGGGAAGAGUUUCCAAACCCUCCAGCUCAGCCUCAGAAGAGGAGAGCGGGAAGCCUUUCCAGUGCCCCAUCUGUGGCUUGGUCAUCAAAAGGAAGAGCUACUGGAAGCGACACAUGGUGAUCCACACGGGUCUCAAGAGCCAUCAGUGUCCGCUCUGCCCUUUCCGCUGUGCUCGCAAGGACAAUCUCAAAUCCCACAUGAAGGUCCAUCAGCACCAGGACCGGGGGGAGACCUUCCAGUGCCAACUCUGCCCUUUCACCUCCUCGCGCCACUUCAGCCUCAAGCUCCACAUGCGCUGCCAUCAGCACUUCCUGAGGACAGAAGCCAAGGUGAAGGAGGAGAUCCCAGACCCCGAUGUCAAGGGUUCGCCCCACCUCAGUGACAGUGCCUGCCUGGGGCAGCAGAGGGAAGGAGCAGGGACAGAGCCCGAGAGGACUAGCCAGGGUGGGGCCGGCGUCUCGCCCGUGCUGGUGAAGGAGGAGCCCAAGGAAGAUAACGGCCUGCCAGCCUCCUUCCCCCUGAGCGCCGCCGGCAGGCCAGCCAAGCACACAAAGCUGAAAGAGCCGCCCGAGUGUGUGGCCAGCGGUGCGGCCGCCCUGUUCAGCCAGGACAUCUCUGUUAAGAUGGCGUCUGAUUUUCUCAUGAAGCUGUCAGCUGCAAAUCAGAAGGAGCCCAUGAAUCUUCAUUUUAAAGUGAAAGAGGAGCCCAAGGAUGAGGAGACGCUCGGUGCCACCGUGCCCCGGUCCAGCUACGUGUUCAGUCCAGAAUCGGAUGUGCCAGCCCCAGGCAUCGCUGAGGACACGCUGAAGACCCAGGAGGGGAAGGGGAAUGUCCUAAGGCGGGAUAUGUCGGUCAAGGCAGCAUCAGAACUUCUCAUGAAGCUAUCAGCGGAAAGCUUCAAGGAGACGCAGAUGGUGAGGAUUAAAGAGGAGCCCAUGGAGGUUGACAUCCAGGACGCAUACGUCUCCGUCUCACCCAGCCGGAAUGUUGGCUACAGCACUUUAAUCGGGCGAGAGAAAGCCGAGCCCCUCCAGAAGGUGCCAGAGGGCAGAAUGCCUCCGGAGAGAAACCUCUUCAGCCAGGACAUCUCAGUGAAGAUGGCCUCGGAGCUGCUCUUCCAGCUGUCAGAAAAAGUGAGCAAAGAACACAAUCACACGAAAGAAAACACCAUCCAGACCACUACCAGCCCUUUCUUUUCAGAAGAUACAUUUAGACAAUCACCAUUCACCUCCAAUUCAAAAGAUCUGCUGCCCAGUGACCCUCUCCUCCCAGGAAGAAUAUCAGCGCCAGAAACGGAGAAGAUCGUGCUAGAGGCUGGCAAUGGGUUACCGUCCUGGAAAUUCAACGACCAGCUCUUCCCCUGUGACGUGUGUGGGAAAGUGUUCGGCCGGCAGCAGACGCUGUCCCGGCAUCUCUCGUUGCACACGGAGGAAAGAAAAUACAAAUGCCACUUGUGCCCGUAUGCUGCUAAGUGCCGUGCGAACCUCAACCAGCACCUGACGGUGCACUCCGUGAAGCUGGUGAGCACGGACGCCGAGGACCUCGUCAGCGCCGUCACCUCCGAAGGCGGGGAUGGGAAGAAGCACCCCUACUACUAUAGCUGCCAUGUGUGUGGAUUCGAGACGGAACUCAACGUGCAGUUCGUCAGCCACAUGUCACUGCACGUGGACAAGGAGCAGUGGAUGUUUUCCAUCUGCUGCACGGCCUGCGACUUUGUCACCAUGGAGGAGGCCGAGAUCAAGACACACAUUGGCACCAAGCACACAGGGGAAGACAGGAAGACGCCCAGCGAAUCCAACAGCCCCUCUUCGUCCUCGCUGUCUGCCCUGAGCGACUCGGCCAACAGCAAGGACGAUUCCGACAGCUCUCAGAAGAACAAGAGCGGGAGCAACCUGCUGGUCAUCUCCGUGGUGCCCGGGAGUCAGCCUUCCCUGAACAGUGAGGAGAAGCCAGAGAAAGGGUUCGAAUGUGUUUUUUGCAACUUCGUCUGCAAGACGAAGAACAUGUUUGAGCGCCACCUGCAGAUCCACCUCAUCACGCGGAUGUUUGAGUGUGACGUGUGCCACAAGUUCAUGAAGACCCCCGAGCAGCUGCUGGAGCAUAAGAAAUGCCACACUGUCCCCACUGGUGGGCUCAAGUGCCCAUUCUGCAUUUACUCCACCAACCGCCCCGCUGCCAUGGAGUGUCACCUCAAGACCCACUACAAGAUGGAGUACAAGUGCCGGAUCUGCCAGACGGUGAAGGCCAACCAGCUGGAGCUGGAGACGCACACGCGCGAGCACCGCCUGGGCAACCACUACAAGUGCGAGCAGUGCGGCUACCUGUCCAAGACGGCCAACAAGCUGAUCGAGCACGUGCGCGUGCACACCGGGGAGCGGCCCUUCCACUGUGACCAGUGCAGCUACAGCUGUAAGCGCAAGGACAAUCUCAACCUGCACAAGAAGCUGAAGCACGCGCCGCGCCAGACCUUCAGCUGCGAAGAGUGCCUCUUCAAGACCACCCACCCCUUCGUCUUCAGCCGCCACGUCAAGAAGCACCAGAGCGGGGACGGCCCCGAGGAGGACAAGAAGGCCCGGGGCCCCGCCCCCCGGGAGCCGGCCGGCCCGGGCGCCCCGCUCCUCGUGGUCGGCAGCAGCUCCCGGGACCUCCUGUCCCCCCUCUCGGUCAUGUCGGCCUCCCAGGCCCUGCAGACCGUGGCCUUGACCGCUGCCCACGGCAGCGCCUCGGAACCCAGCCUGGCACUCAAGGCCCUGACCUUCGGCGGCCCCCCGUUGCGCCUCGACAAGUACCGGAACUCGGACUUCGCCCACCUCAUUCCCUUGACCACGUUGUACCCCAAGAACCACUUGGAGCUCACAUUCCACCCGCCCCGCCCGCAGACUGCGCCCCCCAGCAUCCCCUCCCCCAAGCACUCCUUCCUGGCCUACCUGGGUCUCAGAGAACGAGCAGGGACGGUCUGAGGGCCGCGCUGCUCUCCACCAAAAACCAAGGGACAGACACGAACACGAAAGCCCACCCGGGAAACUUAACGCGCCCCGCCGGCAGGUGUUUGUUGCUGCAAAUCCCCGAGGC
Messenger RNA from Sorex fumeus (smoky shrew), 4182 nucleotides. RefSeq names its product zinc finger protein 827 (gene ZNF827). Gene Ontology annotation, biological process: regulation of gene expression. The transcript is spliced from 15 exons. NCBI's taxonomy places the organism in Eukaryota, Metazoa, Chordata, Mammalia, Eulipotyphla, Soricidae. Gene Ontology annotation, cellular component: nucleus. Bases 57 to 4070 code for a protein of 1337 amino acids. The record is from RefSeq and is a predicted model, not a curated record.